CGCUCUCGAGCAUGUGGAUUCCGACGGAGCACGAGAAAUACGGCGUGGUAAUUGCAGGUUUUCGAGGAACAGUCCCUCAUGGCUUAUCACUGGAGAUUGGAGACACUGUUCAAAUACUAGAGAAAUGUGAUGGCUGGUACAGAGGAUUUGCCUUAAAGAACCCAAAUCUCAAGGGUAUCUUCCCAUCCAACUAUGUUCACUUGAAAAAUGCAUGUGUUAAGAACAAAGGGCAAUUUGAAAUGGUUGUCCCAACAGAAGACUCUGUUAUCACAGAGAUGACAUCAACUUUAAGAGACUGGGGGACAAUGUGGAAACAACUUUAUGUGAGAAAUGAAGGGGACCUCUUUCACCGACUAUGGCACAUAAUGAAUGAAAUCCUAGACCUGCGACGCCAGGUACUAGUGGGCCAUCUUACCCAUGAUAGGAUGAAGGAUGUCAAACGGCACAUCACUGCUCGCUUGGACUGGGGCAAUGAACAAUUGGGAUUAGACUUGGUUCCAAGAAAGGAGUAUGCUAUGGUGGAUCCAGAGGAGAUAAGCAUUACAGAGCUUUAUAGACUGAUGGAGCACCGUCAUCGAAAGAAAGACACACCAGUGCAAGUAAGCAGCCACCAUCUCUUUGUUCAGAUGAAGAGUUUGAUGUGCUCCAAUCUGGGAGAAGAACUGGAAGUCAUCUUCUCGCUUUUUGAUAGUAAAGAGAAUCGACCAAUCAGUGAGCGUUUUUUUCUAAAACUGAACCGGAAUGGCUUGCCAAAAUGUCCAGAGAAGCCAGAAAGACAUUGUUCUCUCUUUGUGGAUUUAGGAACCAGUGAACUCAGGAAGGACAUCUAUAUCACUGUGCAUAUUAUACGCAUAGGCCGAAUGGGAGCCGGUGAAAAGAAAAAUUCUUGUAAUGUACUGUACCGACGACCUUUUGGCUGUGCAGUCCUCAGCAUAGCAGAUCUACUGGCAGGCGACACAAAAGACGACCUUAUCCUAAAAGUGUACAUGUGCAACACAGAGAGUGACUGGUACCAGAUCCAUGAAAACAUCAUCAGAAAGCUAAAUGCUCGUUAUAACUUAACAGGAUCCAAUGCUGGCCUGGCUGUGUCUCUUCAGCUGCUGCAUGGAGACAUUGAACAAAUCAGAAGGGAGUAUACAUCCAUGUUUACCCAUGGUGUAUCGAUAACAAGGAAGCUGGGUUUUUCCAAUAUUAUCAUGCCUGGUGAAAUGAGGAAUGAUUUAUAUAUCACAAUAGAACGAGGAGAGUUUGAGAAAGGAGGGAAAAGUGUGGCCAGAAAUAUGGAAGUGACAAUGUUCAUUGUGGAUGGCACUGGCCAAAUUUUAAAGGAUUUCAUCUCCUUUGGCUCUGGAGAGCCACUAGCUACUGAAUUCCACUCCUUUGUGCUGUACCAUAACAACAGUCCUCGAUGGGCUGAGCUGCUGAAACUUCCUAUUCCUGUGGAUAAAUUCAGGGGAGCACAUCUUCGCUUUGAAUUCCGACACUGUUCCACAAAAGAAAAGGGGGAGAAGAAGUUGUUUGGUUUUUCUUUCGUCCCUCUGAUGCAGGAAAAUGGAAGGACGCUGCCAGAUGGCACUCAUGAGCUCAUUGUGCACAAGUGUGAAGAAAAUGUAAGUCUUCAGGAUGCCAGUCGCUACCUCAAAUUCCCUUUUUCAAAGGGACAUCUCCUUGGGAACAACCAUCCUACAGUAAAAACCUCUAAGGAGUCCUUUUGGAUUACAUCUUUCUUGUGUUCGACUAAGCUCACGCAAAAUGGGGACAUGCUUGACCUUCUCAAAUGGAGAGCCCAUCCAGAAAAAAUAGCAGGUUGCCUCUCAAAAUUGAAAGAAAUAGAUGGCUCAGAAAUAGUAAAGUUUCUCCAAGAUACCUUAGAUACUUUAUUUGGGAUUUUGGAUGAGAACUCUCAGAAGUAUGGAUCCCAAGUAUUUGAUUGUUUGGUUCACAUAAUAAAUUUGCUGCAGGACAGCAAGUUUCAUCAUUUUAAGCCAGUUAUGGACACCUACAUUGAAAGUCAUUUUGCCGGAGCUCUUGCAUACAGAGACCUCAUCAAAGUUUUGAAGUGGCAUGUUGAUCGAAUAACAGAAGUGGAGAGGCAAACACACAACCAAGAGGUAUUAAAGGCACAAGAAUAUAUAUUUAAGUAUAUAGUUCAGUCUCGGAAGUUGUUCUCUCUUGCUACUGGAGGACAAAAUGAGGAAGAAUUCUGCUGUUGUAUUCAGGAACUUCUGAUGUCUGUGCGAUUCUUCCUUUCACAAGAAACCAAAGGGGCUUCUGCUUUAACUCAGGCCCAAGCAGUCUUUCUCAGUUCUUUCCCAGCUGUAUACUCAGAGCUGCUGAAACUCUUUGACAUGAGAGAAGUGGCAAACGUAGUACGUGAUACUCUAGGAAGCUUGCCAACCAUCACAAAUGCAGAUGAAUCUCUUCAAGCUGUAAAGCUCCAGUGCAUUGGAAAGAUAGUGGAGAGUCAACUCUACACCAGUCCAGAGUCCCGAUAUAUUCUGCUGCCUGUAGUUCUGCAUCACCUCCACGUGCAUCUGCAAGAGCAAAAGGAUCUGAUCAUGUGCGCACGCAUCCUUAGCAACAUAUUUUGCUUCGUCAAGAAAAAUAGUUCUGAAAAGUCAGUUUUAGAAGAAAUAGACAUAAUUGUGAACAGUCUGCUGGAUAUACUCCUGAGGACCAUUUUGGAGAUCACAAGCCGACCUCAGUCAGCAGGGUCUGCAAUGAGACUUCAGUUUCAGGAUGUUACUGGAGAGUUUGUGUCAUGUCUGUUGUCUUUAUUACGACAAAUGACCGACAGGCAUUACCAGCAACUUCUUGAUAGAUUCAAGAUGCGAGAUGAGCUGAGAGAUUUCUUGUUGCAAAUAUUUACAGUAUUUCGAAUAUUACUGCGACCUGAGAUGUUUCCAAAAGAUUGGACAGUGAUGCGCUUAGUUGCUAACAAUGUUAUUAUUACAACAGUGUUAUACCUUUCGGAUGCCCUUCGUAAAAACUUCUUAAAUGAAAGUUUUGAUUACAAGAUUUGGGAUUCCUACUUUUACCUUGCUGUCAUUUUCAUAAACCAGUUAUGUCUGCAGUUAGAAAUGUUCACACCUUCCAAGAAGAAAAAAGUAUUGGAGAAGUACGGCGAUAUGCGGGUUACAAUGGGAUGUGAAAUUUUCAGCAUGUGGCAAAAUUUAGGAGAACACAAAGUCCACUUCAUACCAGCACUGAUUGGCCCUUUCUUAGAAGUGACAUUGAUACCUCAGUCUGACCUACGGAAUGUAAUGAUUCCUAUUUUCCAUGACAUGAUGGACUGGGAACAAAGGCGCAGUGGCAACUUUAAACAGGUGGAAGCAAAAUUGAUUGACAAAUUGGAUAGCUUGAUGUCGGAAGGCAAAGGUGACGAAACAUACCGAGAACUCUUCAACAGUAUAAUUCCACUGUUUGGUCCUUAUCCCAGCCUGUUGAAGAAAAUUGAACGGGAAACAUGGAGAGAAAGUGGCGUCUCGUUAAUUGCCACCGUAACCCGCCUAAUGGAGAGGCUGCUGGACUACAGAGAUUGCAUGAAAAUGGGUGAUGUGGACGGCAAAAAGAUUGGAUGUACUGUCAGCUUGUUGAAUUUUUAUAAGACGGAAUUGAAUAAGGAAGAAAUGUAUAUUCGGUAUAUACAUAAACUGCAUGAUCUGCACCUAAAAGCACAAAACUUUACAGAGGCUGCGUACACACUGUUGCUAUAUGAUGAGCUGCUGGAAUGGUCAGAGCGGCCACUGAGAGAAUUCUUAAACUAUCCCAUGCAAACAGAGUGGCAACGUAAAGAAUAUCUUCAUCUCACUAUAAUCCAGAACUUUGACAGGGGAAAAUGCUGGGAGAAUGGCAUUAUCCUAUGCAGAAAGAUUGCGGAGCAGUAUGAGAGCUAUUAUGACUACAGAAACCUCAGCAAGAUGCGGAUGAUGGAAGCUUCUUUGUAUGAUAAAAUUAUGGAUCAACAGCGUUUGGAGCCAGAGUUUUUCAGAGUUGGAUUUUAUGGGAAAAAAUUUCCUUUUUUCUUACGGAACAAAGAAUUUGUCUGCCGAGGACAUGACUAUGAGCGCCUGGAGGCUUUCCAACAACGGAUGUUAAAUGAGUUCCCCCAUGCCAUUGCUAUGCAACAUGCCAAUCAGCCAGAUGAGACCAUCUUUCAGGCAGAAGCACAAUAUCUUCAAAUCUAUGCUGUGACACCAAUUCCAGAAAACCAGGAGGUGCUGCAGAGAGAAGGCAUUCCAGAUAACAUCAAAAGUUUUUACAAAGUAAAUCAUAUCUGGCGAUUCCGAUAUGAUAGGCCAUUUCACAAAGGAAUGAAAGACAAGGAUAAUGAAUUCAAGAGUUUGUGGGUGGAAAGAACCACACUGAUCUUAGUGCAGAGUUUGCCUGGCAUUUCUCGGUGGUUUGAAGUGGAAAAGCGUGAAGUAGUGGAAAUGAGUCCUCUGGAGAAUGCUAUUGAAGUGCUGGAAAAUAAAAACCUUCAGCUGAGAACUCUGAUCAGUCAGUGCCAGACUAGACAGAUGCAGAAUAUCAACCCACUCACCAUGUGUCUAAAUGGGGUCAUUGAUGCAGCAGUUAAUGGUGGAGUUUCUAGGUACCAAGAGGCCUUCUUUGUGAAGGAAUACAUCCUGAACCACCCAGAGGAUGGUGAGAAGAUCACCUGCCUGAGAGAACUGAUGCUUGAGCAGGCUCAAAUUCUGGAAUUUGGUUUAGCCGUACAUGAGAAGUUUGUCCCUCAAGAUAUGAGACCUUUACAUAAAAAAUUAGUGGAUCAAUUCUUUGUGAUGAAAUCAAGUUUAGGAAUACAGGAAUUUGCUGCGUGUAUCCAGGCUAGUCCGGUCCACUUUCCAAACGGAAGCCCCCGUGUCCCUAGAAAUUCAGUACCUGUUUCUAUGAGUCCAGAGGGUGCCAGAGUAAUUCCUAGGCGUAGUCCGUUAAGCUAUCCAGCUGUCAACAGAUACUCAUCCUCCUCAUUGUCCUCACAAGCAUCUGCAGAGGUCAGCAAUAUAACUGGACAGUCUGAAAGUUCUGAUGAAGUUUUCAACAUGCAGCCAAGUCCAUCUACCUCAAGCCUGAGUUCCACUCAUUCUGCUUCACCUAAUGUGACCAGUUCUGCUCCAUCCAGUGCCAGAGGGUCACCUCUGUUGUCUGACAAGCUUAAACAUUCCAGAGAGAACUCUUGCCUCUCUCCAAGGGAGAGGCCCUGUAGUGCCAUUUACCCUAAUCCUUCUGAGCCUUCACAGAGGAUUAUGUUCAAUCACAUUGGAGAUGGCGCUUUGCCACGAAGUGACCCUAAUUUGUCUGGUCCUGAGAAGGUGGUAAACAGCACUCCCAGCAGCUGGAGCCUGGACAGUGGAAAAGAAGCCAGAAACAUGUCGGAGUGUGGAAAGUUAAUGUCGCCUCCCGUACCACCACGGCCCAUGCAAACUGCAUCACCAGCUCGACAUAUAACCUCAGUUUCCCCUUCUCCUGCUGGAAGAUCUCCAAUGAAGGGAACAGUGCAAUCAUUUACUCCGUCUCCUGUGGACUAUCAUUCCUCAGGGCUCAUUUCCAACUCCCCAGUCUUGUCAGGAAGUUACAGCAGUGGCAUCUCCUCACUCAGUCGAUGUAGCACAUCAGAAACAUCGGGCUUCGAAACUCAAAUCAGUGAUCACCCAGGACCUAUUUCUAACUGCAACGCUUCAGAGGAGCCAGUGAGAAAAGAAAGUAAGACUCCACCACCUUAUAGUGUUUACGAACGGACAUUGAGGCGUCCUGUCCCUCUACCUCACAGUCUUACCAUCCCCAUUCCUUCGGAUCCUCCAGCUCUGCCACCCAAACCCCUGAUGGCCCGACCAAACAAUCUGGAAAACAGUAGCAAGAGAACUGAACAUGUCCCUCGUCCUAGGCCUCUUCCACGAAAAGUGUCUCAGUUAUAAAAAAGAAGAAGUCAUUUGUAAUGACUUAAGUGGUAAAACACAUCUAACAUAGGCACUUUAAUAAUUUUCACAAAUAUUGUUUGCAAUGAUCUUUUAAAAAAUUGGUUAAUACUAUGUUGCACAUUUUGUCAAAUGAAAAUACUAACAUAGCUUGCCAGUCACU
Euleptes europaea (tarantolino) is the source of this 6081-nucleotide messenger RNA. It is a transcript of the gene DOCK4, whose product is annotated as dedicator of cytokinesis 4. The transcript is spliced from 53 exons. Gene Ontology annotation, cellular component: cytoplasm; plasma membrane. Gene Ontology annotation, biological process: cell chemotaxis; small GTPase-mediated signal transduction. Gene Ontology annotation, molecular function: GTPase activator activity; guanyl-nucleotide exchange factor activity; small GTPase binding. The record is from RefSeq and is a predicted model, not a curated record. The coding region runs from base 12 to 5918 and encodes 1968 amino acids. NCBI's taxonomy places the organism in Eukaryota, Metazoa, Chordata, Lepidosauria, Squamata, Sphaerodactylidae.